UGUCUUCCUCCUGUUUUUCAGGUGGUGGUUCAGCGAGUGCACAUAGAUGGACUCGGAAGAACAAAGGAGGACCUGCUGACUUAUGAAAUUUCAGAAGUUUUCAGGGCGAAGAACUUGAUAGACGUGAUGCGGAGGUCUCACGAAGCCCGACAGAAGCUGCUGCGUCUCGGUAUCUUUAGGAAGGUGGAAGUUGUCAUUGACACGUCUCGAGGUGAAGAUGCCCUUCCUAAUGGCCUUGAUGUGACCUUUGAGGUCACAGAGCUGAGGCGCAUGACGGGCAGCUAUAACACUAUGGUUGGAAACAAUGAAGGCAGCAUGGUACUCGGACUCAAAUUACCGAAUGCGUUUGGUCGGGCAGAAAAACUGACAUUCCAGUUCUCUUAUGGUACCAAAGAGACAUCCUAUGGACUGUCUUUCUUCAAACCCCAACCAGGACACUUUGAACGCAACAUCUCUGUUAAUGUGUACAAAGUGACGGGUCAGUUUCCAUGGAGCUCACUGAGGGAGACGGAUCGAGGCAUCUCUGCAGAACUUGGUUUUCCUUUGUGGCGGACCAGUCAAACCAUCAAGUGGGAAGGAGUGUGGAGAGAGCUGGCCUCUCUGGGUCAGACGGCAUCUUUUGCCGUCCGUGAGGAAAGCGGUCAUUCCCUCAAGUCUUCCCUUUCGCAUGCAAUGGUCAUUGAUACCAGAAACUCCUCCAUCCUUCCAAGGAAAGGCGGAUUACUGAAGAUCCAUCAGGAGCUUGCUGGGUACACAGGAGGUGAUGCCAGUUUCCUGAAGGAGGACUUUGAGAUCCAACUAAACAAACCUCUCCUUUGGCACUCGGUUCUGUCUGCCUCUUUGUGGGGGGGGCUGCUGUUACCCAUUGGUGAGAAGCCGACCUGCAUUGCAGACAGGUUCUACCUUGGUGGACCUACCAGUAUCAGGGGGUUCAGCAUGUACAGCAUGGGCCCACAGAGUGAUGGUGAUUACCUGGGAGGUGAAGCUUACUGGGCGGGAGGCCUCCACCUCUACACACCUCUACCCUUCAGACCUGGAAGAGGUGGCUUUGGGGAUCUCUUCAGAACCCAUUUCUUCCUUAAUGCUGGGAACCUUUGUAGCAUCAACUAUGGGGAGGGGCCUCAGGCGAAUUUGAAGAAACUGGCAGAAUGCAUCCGCUGGUCGUACGGAUUGGGCAUUGUGCUGCGGUUAGGCAACAUCGCCAGGCUGGAGCUGAAUUACUGCAUUCCCAUGGGAGUCCAAAGUGGAGACAGGAUAUGUGAUGGAUUCCAGUUUGGAGCAGGAAUCAGAUUCUUGUGAAGCUUCUAGACUUUUAUCAGUUGUAUUCAAUGUUUGCUUGUACAGUGUUGUUGGAAAAAGGUAGUUUAAUAAAAGUAUCUUAUCUGAA
Molecule: messenger RNA, 1387 nt
Organism: Cyprinodon variegatus (sheepshead minnow)
Lineage: Eukaryota; Metazoa; Chordata; Actinopteri; Cyprinodontiformes; Cyprinodontidae
Product: sorting and assembly machinery component 50 homolog A
Exons: 13
Biological process (GO): mitochondrial respiratory chain complex assembly; protein insertion into mitochondrial outer membrane
Cellular component (GO): SAM complex; outer membrane
Source: RefSeq, a predicted model, not a curated record